This is a messenger RNA of Castor canadensis (American beaver), 6741 nucleotides long. It is a transcript of the gene Fhip2a, whose product is annotated as FHF complex subunit HOOK interacting protein 2A. NCBI's taxonomy places the organism in Eukaryota, Metazoa, Chordata, Mammalia, Rodentia, Castoridae. The record is from RefSeq and is a predicted model, not a curated record.
GUGGCUUUCUUCUGACCAGUCAGCCCUAGGAGGCCAAACCUCCGAAUGUCAUAUACAUAGGUGAAUGGCUGCGCUUCCCUUCAAAGCCAGCACAGUACUUUCACUGCAGAAACAGACCUGGGAGGCUGGCUCAAGAGGAAAGCUGCAAGAAUGCUGGAGUCCGGCGCCCUGGAGCCCCGGAGAGGGCGGUGGCUGUCCCGGGCCCCAGGCUGGCGGGCCUCGGCCUCUCUCCGCGCGCGCCCGCGCCCGCGCGCGCUCCCGGCGUCCAGCGCCCGCCGCAGGCCGGACCUGGCUGGACUCCCCAGGCUGCGGCGGCGCCCCCUGCAGGCGGCGGCGGGCAGAGCGGGCGGAAGGAACCGAGCCGGCUGCCACCGUGUCCGAGCCGCCGCCGCCGCCGCCGCCAGCCGAGCUCCGCGGGGCCCGAGUCCGUACCGAGCGCCCUUCUCCCCGCGUCCCCGCGCCCGCCCGAGCCGCCGCGCCUCCCGCACAGCUGCGGCGGCCAGGCCCGGCCCUGCCUCGGCCCUCUGCUCGUCCUCCCCGCCCCGCACCGGCCUUCACUCUGGAGCGGCCCCGGCAGCCGCAGCAGGGGCGGCGGCGGCGGAUCGAGGAGCUCUCCAGGUCGUCCCGGGAGAAGCUGCUGCAGUCCCGGGACAAGAUGUUCUCCAAGUUCACCUCCAUCCUGCAGCACGCCGUGGAGGCGCUUGCGCCUUCUCUUCCCUUACAAGAAGAUUUUGUGUACCACUGGAAGGCAAUUACCCACUACUACAUAGAGACUUCUGAUGAUAAAGCCCCAGUGACCGAUACAAACAUACCAUCGCAUCUAGAACAGAUGUUAGAUAUACUGGUUCAAGAAGAAAAUGAAAGAGAAUCUGGAGAGACAGGUCCAUGUAUGGAAUAUCUGCUCCAUCACAAGAUCUUGGAAACACUAUAUACUUUAGGAAAAGCUGAUUGCCCUCCAGGAAUGAAACAGCAGGUCCUGGUAUUCUACACUAAACUCCUGGGAAGAAUCCGGCAGCCCCUGCUUCCACACAUAAAUGUGCACAGGCCAGUGCAGAAACUAAUUCGACUCUGUGGUGAAGUCCUUGCAACACCAACAGAAAAUGAAGAGAUUCAGUUUCUCUGUAUUGUGUGUGCAAAGCUGAAACAGGAUCCCUACCUGGUUAAUUUUUUUCUGGAGAACAAGUUGAAAUCAUUGGCCUCCAAAGGAACACCAAGUAUAAUUUCAGAAGAUACAUUGAAAGGUCAGGAUCCCUCAUCAACUGAUGUAGGAGCAUCCGGCCAGCCAGAGGCACUGGGUGGUGCUUCUGCAGUGGAGCACACAGAGGACGAGCCCUCGCAUCACAUGGAUGACCUGUCCACAAGCUUGGAUGACCUUACUGUCACUUCACUGCCAGAGGCUUCUGUCAUUCGCCCAAAUCAGGAUUACAAUUUAGUGAAUUCUUUGUUGAAUCUUACCAGAAGUCCAGAUGGCCGAAUAGCUGUGAAAGCAUGUGAGGGCUUGAUGCUGUUAGUAAGUUUACCAGAGCCUGCAGCUGCGAAGUGCCUUACUCAGAGCACUUGCUUGUGUGAACUGCUGACAGACAGACUUGCCUCCCUGUACAAGGCCCUACCUCCGUCAGUGGAUCCGUUAGAUAUUGAAACAGUGGAAGCAAUUAACUGGGGGUUGGACUCAUAUAGUCAUAAAGAAGAUGCUUCAGCAUUCCCAGGAAAACGAGCCUUAAUUUCGUUUCUUUCCUGGUUUGAUUACUGUGAUCAACUCAUUAAAGAAGCGCAAAAGACUGCUGCAGUUGCUCUUGCCAAAGCUGUCCAUGAGAGAUUUUUCAUUGGCGUUAUGGAACCUCAGUUAAUGCAAACUUCUGAGAUGGGCAUCCUGACGUCAACUGCUCUGCUUCAUCGCAUUGUUCGGCAAGUAACCUCCGAUGUUUUGCUUCAAGAAAUGGUGGUUUUUAUCCUUGGAGAACAGAGGGAACCAGAAACUCUGGCCGAACUUAGCAGACAUCCUUUAAGACAUAGGUUAAUUGAACACUGUGACCACAUAUCUGAUGAGAUAAGCAUAAUGACUCUGAGAAUGUUUGAACAUCUUCUACAGAAACCCAACGAGCACAUUCUUUACAACUUGGUCCUAAGAAAUCUUGAAGAAAGAAAUUAUACAGAAUAUAAACCUUUGUGCCCAGAAGAUAAAGACGUAGUAGAGAAUGGAUUAAUAGCAGGAGCAGUAGAUCUGGAAGAAGAUCCAUUAUUUACUGACAUUUCACCAGAUAACACUUUGUCAAACCAAGAGUGGCUUAGUUCUUCACCUCCUACUAGUCCAGACCACCCCAAAAAUGAUGGGAAAACCGAAGUCCAUAAAAUUGUAAAUAGUUUUCUUUGUCUGGUACCAGAUGAAGCAAAAUCAUCCUACCAUGUUGAGGGCACUGGAUAUGACACCUACCUCCGAGAUGCUCACAGGCAGUUCCGGGACUACUGUGCUAUCUGCUUAAAAUGGGAGUGGCCUGGGUCUCCGAAAGCCUUGGAAAAGUGUCAUUUAGAAGCAGCUUUCUUUGAAGGCCACUUUUUGAAAGUUUUAUUUGACAGAAUGGGAAGAAUUCUUGAUCAGCCAUACGAUGUGAAUUUACAGGUGACCUCGGUAUUGUCCAGACUUUCCCUCUUCCCUCAUCCACACACACAUGAGUACCUUUUGGAUCCCUAUGUGAACCUUGCCUCUGGCUGUAGGUCUCUCUUCUCCGUCAUUGUCAGGGUUGUUGGAGACCUUAUGGUUCGAAUUCAGCGUAUUCAAGACUUCACUCCCAAGCUUCUACUAGUCAGAAAACGAUUGCUUGGUUUGGAACCUGAGGGCCCUGUUAUUGACCACAUCACGUUGCUAGAGGGUGUGAUCGUGUUGGAAGAAUUCUGUAAGGAGCUGGCAGCAAUUGCAUUUGUGAAAUACCACGCCUCCUCCACACCAUGAAUGACAUUGUUCAAGUCUCUAGAGGAACUGUACUUACAUCAGGAAAAACUCGGUUCCACCAAGCCAAAACAGGAUAAAAAGACGGCUUUUUUAAAUGAAGUAUUGCUGUAAACUGGACAGAACCAUUAAGAAAUGAUGGUGUGGGCUCUGGGUAAACAGUGGGACAGUGUUUCCAUUGACUUUAUCAUGAUGGUUCUCUACAUAAAAUUGCACAUUGCUGAGUCUCAGAUACAAUCAAAGGAACUUCAGAAGAUAAGCAUUUCUAAGGACUGUGUGAAAAGCUGCAAAAUUUCUGAUGUCAUGACUUUGAUGAUAUUUCUGUUAUUUUAAUAUCCUUUUAGGUAGCAAAGCAUUUUGACAUUCUCUGGGACGCAAAUGCUUCUAUUCUUUUGGAUUAAUAAGUAGCAAAAAAAGUCACUAAUUUUAUAACUUUUUAAAGUUAAGAUUCUUUACAAACAAAAUAUUUAAAAACUGUAAAUGAGAAGAAUUAUAGUUCAGGAACCAUCAAAUGAAUAAUUAUAGGAGAUAAACUGUAGAGCAGCGUAAUUUUCCUCAGCUUUUCUAAGAAUAACAAUUUAAUAUGAUAAAGAAAUUCUUGAUUAAUAUAUAUUUUUAAAGAAAUGUUCUUUUAUCUUUUGUGCACAUAGCCAUGUUGGUAAUUGAUUUUCAUGUAUGGGUCCCGUUUAUUUAAACUCUGUCAUUUUUGCAGCAUCAUUGAACUUAUGCUCCUUGUUGGGAAUGUUUGCUAGAAUAGUAUUUUUUAAGCUAAUUAACAUGUUGUGGGUUGAGAACUGUCUCCCCUCUCCCUCUCUGGAAACUGCUUUAUGAAAUUGCUUUACAAUUGAUUUUCUUAUUGAAGUGCAUGGUAGAGUCUAGGUGGGCGACUGACUGAUAAUUCUUAGGCAGCAAUCAUAAUUGCAAUGGCCUCUUAAUGUUUACAUUUUUUUUUCAUUUUGUUCAGUCUUUUGUCUUAAAUGAUUCUAAAGAGAUUAAAGAAAACAGUCUUUUAAAUGUUCUGUUUACAUAUUAAGGGCCUGGGGGAGUUGGGUGUGUGUGUGAUAGGAAGAUAGGCAGGAAUGUCUGGUUAGCCCGGCUGUGCUGUGCACAGCCUGCUGUCUGUGACUUACAACUCAGUGUUUGCAAGUGUCUUUCUCUUCUUUCUUAUCACUCAAAUACUGCUUAUAAGCUAAUUUUUGUUGUAAUGUUAAGCAGCAGCACUUUCUGCUUUACCUUUCCAUUUACUGAUGUCUUGGGAGAGAUGCUCACAUACUCCAGCUUGAGCAGAGCUGUCUCUGCCCUUCUAAGAAGCCAUCAUGGGGCAUGUUGGUAUAUACACACCAUGUGCUUUGUGCAUAAAUGCAUGUUUUACACUUACCUGCUCCUUUUGUUGUAUUAGUGUUUCUGGUUUAUUUUAUAGUUAGUUUUUGCUACUUAUUGGGAAGAAAAUAUUAAAAACUUACAAAUAGUGUCAGCUCCAGGAUGCUCACCAUUGGUAAAACAACAAAAUGACUUAAUUUCUAAUUUAAUGAAAAUCUUCCCUAAUUCACUCUUAAGAAAUUCAUGAAGCCAAGCCAUAAAACAACAAAAUUGGUGAAGCAGUUACUUCAUGCAUGAUUUUGAACCAUGGGAAAACAUUUUACUGAAUUUAUUGAUCGUUUUAUUCAAGGAACACUGCUACAUCUCCAUUUUAGAUGUAGUAACAAUCUACUUUGAUAUAUGUGUAUUUAAAGUAAGACAUUAAGAGAUAUUAGAUAUUUCUUAAUGUUUUCAUAGUACUUAGUCGGUAUAAUAGCAGUGAUGUUACCUCACAAACCAAAUACUAUUAUAUCCUUGAUUCCACAACAGGGCUUUAUAGCUAAUCCAUGAAACCAAGCUCAGAAAAGCUUUAACUCUUCUAUUUGUAUGUGCAUAUGCUGCUUCUGAAAAUACCAUUUUCCUAAGUUAUUGCAAUGACUUUGUUUUGUAAUCAGCUAAGGCUUAAGGUUUAAUUUGUUUCUCUUGUAAAUUUCUUUCUUUUUUGUGUAUUUAGUUCAGACCUAGAGCCAGCACAAGUUCUCGCAGCAAGUUGGAUUUGUUAAUGACAGAGUACUGCAUCACUAGUCUUUCCUACUGUCUCUUGGAAGCUGAAUAUGUCCAUUACCUGGUACCUGCAAGAACAGUGACUGAAGUGCACUGUGUUGGUGAAAAGUGCCACCGUAACAAUCAAUUGCCAUAGCAAGUUCGACUUUGAAUUUUAGCCUUGCUUCAUUGUAUGUAAAUAUGUAUGCACAUGGUUUUAAACUUUCUCACAGUACAGUCUUUGGAUUUAUUUUUAGUAAUUAGCCACUUCCUUUACUUGAUAGAACCAGAUUUGUCUUAGCCAAUUAUCAUUGUAGAGCUCACAACAUAACUGUGUAAUGUUCUCAUAAUGUAUCUGUGCAAUAUGGAAGCUGUGAGUGGAUUCAUAGCUUUUUAGUUUAAUUGUACAUUAUCAUGUGUAUAUAUAUAUGUGUGUAUAUAGAUAUAAGGACCAAAAUCCUUAGCUUGCUUACACUGUUGCUAGUGUAAAGAUUGUUACACUUAAUUUUAUGGGGCACAAAUUAUGGAAUUACAUCAUAAACUCAUGGCAUUGUUUCCAGAAAUUAUUGCAUUACUGUACAAUUACCAUUUAAUUAUGAAGUUCAUAGACAUCGACAGAAGUAACAGUGAAGCACUAAACCCACAAAUUAUGGUAAUUAUGUUUUGAGUUUACAAUAAAUUGAAAUAUGCAUGUCAUUGUGACAUUCGCUAUGUGAAAACAUAAUAGAUACUCAUAGUUCUGGGCCCUGUAAAUAGUGUUACUGUAAGACGCUGUUGGCCUCCUGCCUUGUUUACAUUAAACAGGAUAUUUGGUAAAUUUUUCUAUGAACAUUGUGAUGGUUACUGACAGUGUUACCAAGGUCUGGGAUCCUUGGGUCAUCUACUGAGAAGCUCUUCAGAUGGUAAUUGUGUACCUACCCCCUCUUCAAAGGAGGUUGUGAUCAAAUUCAACUUUUUGUGCUAACCACGCAUGCAGGAGUAAGAGGGAUAAUCCAAAAAAGUAAAUAAAUAAACAAAGGAUGUAAUUUAAACAAAAUAAUGUCUUACAUUUUUGUAGAAUUUGAAUUGGAAAUAUUUUAUCAACUGAUAAGUCUAUAACCCUGAUUAUGAUUGGCAUGGCAAUCAGCUGAUCCCUGGGAGAGAAUCAAAAAGAGUCAACAGUAUUUGUGGCGGAGGACUGUAAAGUAUGACAAGUUUCCCUGGGCAAAUCUCAUGUGUACCUCCAAGUGCAAUGUUUAUGCAAAUCUUAGAAAUUCACUCCAAGCACUAUUUCUUAAUGGUUUUCCAACACAUUUAAAACCCUUUCUUUUUAGCUGACAUUUAAAACAAUUAGACUUAUUCCAUUCACUUGAGUAUUUCUCAAGUUCCUUUGAAAUUGGAAAUUGAAAAAAAAUGUAAUAUAUAGCACAACCAUAAAAAGAAAAAUCUCAUUAUUAAUCUCAACUACCCAAACAAAGAGUCUUCCCAGUCAAUGUUAUUCAAAAUAGCUGUGGAAGGAAAUGAAGAGGACAAUAGACUGAAAGGGUGGAAGAGGCAAGGUUUUGGUGAUAGGAGUUGAAAUUACCCUCUUUGCCCUGAGCUGCUCCCAGAAAAAACUGCAUUUAAGGAGUGUGUAAAAUUUUAUAUCCUCAGUCCAAAAUCUGGCUCAAACCACUCUGAAGUCUUUUGCAGUAUCUUAUUUGGAAAACUAAUAAUUCCAGUGGAAUUUAAAGAAUUACAGUAAUUGUUCUGCUGGA